UAAAAGUCUUGUCUUAGCAAUCGAAAUGACUUCACAUCUUAGAGAUCCAGAUUCAGUCCUUCACGGUUCACUUUUUUUUUUUUUCUUUACAGCCUAUAAGAUCGGAUCGGAGUUUCAACUGCAGAUGCGAUGCAUGUUUGCUUUUUCUUUGUCCUUUUCUUUUCUUUUUCCUCUUUUUCAUCUCUCUCCUCCCCUUUCUUCCCCUUUCCUCCCCGUCCGCUCGCUCGUAGCUGUGCAGCUGGGGAAUCCGGCCCGGGAUGACGGAUGCGAGGUGAUUUUCUCCCGCACCUUAGCUCAUGCCCAGCUGCUGCAGGAGUGGUUAACUGCCGUUUGGUCUGAUCGCCAACCGGUCUGUCAAAGGAGAAGGAGAUGAAGCAACGAAAAAGGGGUCAUUAUCACAUAGCACGGAUAGGUUUGUAUCCAAAAUGAUAUGCAGCUUU
Messenger RNA from Aspergillus japonicus CBS 114.51, 440 nucleotides. RefSeq lists its product as uncharacterized. The record is from RefSeq and is a predicted model, not a curated record. NCBI's taxonomy places the organism in Eukaryota, Fungi, Ascomycota, Eurotiomycetes, Eurotiales, Aspergillaceae. The coding region runs from base 134 to 373 and encodes 79 amino acids. The transcript has 2 exons.